AUGGCAGCAGGGUAUGCGUCUGGAGGAGAGUGUUGUUUGAUGAUAGCAUUGGUCAGUGUUGUUGAGAUGGAGGAGAAGUUGGACAUCAUGUUUCAUCAUGGGGGUGACUUCAAAAAAAAUGCAGAAGGAAUUAUGAUAUAUUCUCUGGACAAUAAGGCCUGUUUAGGUGAUUUAGACACUGAUACUCUGGAUGUGUUCUACAUACGGAACUACCAUAGGGAGCUUGGGUACAAUGACAUUAAACAGUGCUGGUGGCAUGUUCCUGGAAAAUGUUUGGAGAAGGGGUUGAGAAAUGUAAACAGUGACAAAGAGAUAAGAGAGAUGGUGAAUUGUGCUAGGACAAAUGAGGGAUUGAUUGAUAUAUAUUUCGAGCAUACAGUGUCAGUACCGGAGGUGUUAGAGGGAGAUAACAAAGUUGUGUACUUGGAUGAUCAUGGUGGAGAGGGAUGUAAUGCAGUCCCAAAAAAAAACAGAACAUCUCCACGGCAAUCACAACCAUCACACUCCAAAACUGCCAAUCCUUCCAAGACAACCAAACCUGUGAAGAAGAACAACUCCCCAAAAGUCACCAAGCCCACUAAACCCACCAAGCCCACCAAGCUCACGAAGCCCACCCAGCUCACCAAGCCCACCAAAAUCAGCCAGCCCACGAAAUCCAGUCAGAACACCAAAUCAGAUAGGAGCAAGAAGCAGAAACUGUCCAAGAGACCAAGUAUUUCCAGGAGACCCUGCACACGGUCUGCUGCUAGAGGAUUUACUAGCAAAGUGUUUAACAAUGAAGUUCCCUUUGAUGUGUCUUCUGAUUCCUCUGAUAGUGAAGAAGAUAGCAUGUUCAAGCCAGGUCCGGAUGAGGGUAGUUCCUCUGAAUCUGAGGCUACAGGGAAUGAUCCUAAAACUGGGAGUAGGAUUAGGAGAAACAUGAUACAUGCUACGGUGGGUAAGAGAAAUAUUAGUCCACUAGGUAAAGGGAAGGAGAAGAUAUUACAUGAAGACGAUGGUUUGGUGGAGGAGGUGAGCGACGCUGAGGUUGACCUUGGGUUUGUGGGUUGUGUUCAUGAAGGGGUAGAGGAUGGCCUAGACCCAGGUGUUGACUCAGAUGGCACCAAUUCUUGGCACUCGGAGGAGAUGAAGACGCCUCCAAACUCAGAAGAUGAGCUGGAGGAAGGAAAUGAAUCUGAAGAGGCAAGUCCGCUGUUUAGGGAGGGUGCAAGGUUUGGAGAGCUGCACCUUGAGGUAGGCAUGAAGUUCGGAACUAAAUGGGAAUUUAGAGAAGCUGUGAGAGAAUAUACAAUCCAAGAGGGAAGGAGCAUAAAGAUAGUGAAAAAUGAUAACAUUAGGUGCAGGGCGGUGUGUAAGGUGAAAGAGUGCCCAUGGGUGGCUUAUGCAUCAAGAGACCAUGAAGACACAUGUUGGCAAAUUAAGACAUUCAAUGAUGACCACACUUGCCCAAGAGAGGACAAGAAUAGGGCUGCCAACAGGAAUUGGGUAUGCAGCAAGCUUGUGAAGAAGGUGAGAAAGUAUCCAAAUUUUAGACACUGCGAGGCUACAACUUACUUCAAGACACGGUUUGACUUGACUCUGAAUAAAAACUCAAUAUCCAGGGCAUUAAUGGAUGCAAGAAGUGUAGUGUAUGGGGAUGAGAAAGAACAAUAUAGGAUGGUUAGGGAUUAUGGUAUGACGCUGUUGAAGACUAAUCCCGGUUCUAGUGUACAAAUAUGCACCACCCCCCAACCAGAUGGUGAAGUUACCUUUGAUAGAAUGUAUAUAUGCUUAAGUGGCUGCAAAAACGGGUUCAAGGCUGGUUGCCGUCCUUUGAUAGGUUUGGAUGGUGCUUUCCUGAAGACCCGGUUUGGUGGACAGAUUUUGUCAGCCGUGGGAUUAGAUGCUAAUCAUCAUAUCUAUGUCAUAGCCUGGGCUAUUGUCAGAGUGGAGAAUACAGAGACAUGAAAAUGGUUUCUCGAGCUACUUCAUCAGGACUUGGGUCAUUAUAAAGAGCAUGACUGGUGCUUUAUAUCGGAUAUGCAAAAGGGACUGAUAUCAGCAGUGAAAGCGGUGAUGCCUGAUGUGCAUCACCGUUUCUGCGUCUGGCAUUUAUGGAAAAAUUUCAACAAGAACUGGAAGGACUUACAACUAAGGGGACUUCUGUGGGAAUGUGCAAGGGCAACAACAUACCAAGAAUUCAGGGAUGGAAUGGAGAAGAUCAAAAGGUUAAAUGAGGAUGCUUGGGCAUACUU
Messenger RNA from Arachis ipaensis, 2234 nucleotides. The record is from RefSeq and is a predicted model, not a curated record. Lineage: Eukaryota; Viridiplantae; Streptophyta; Magnoliopsida; Fabales; Fabaceae.